This is a messenger RNA of Condylostylus longicornis, 2103 nucleotides long. RefSeq lists its product as uncharacterized. The transcript has 4 exons. Bases 1 to 2103 code for a protein of 700 amino acids. The record is from RefSeq and is a predicted model, not a curated record. NCBI's taxonomy places the organism in Eukaryota, Metazoa, Arthropoda, Insecta, Diptera, Dolichopodidae. Gene Ontology annotation, molecular function: catalytic activity.
AUGGAAUCUCACAAUGAGCCUCGGAUAUCGAACGGAAAUAAUGGAACACAGACCUUGAACCGCCCAAAGGAUAAUGAUUUGAAAAUAGCGACCUGGAAUGUUAGGACUAUGUUACAAAUAGGGAAGAUGCAAGAGGUAGCAAAUGAAAUGGCAAAAUAUAAAAUCGACCUUAUGGCUUUGCAAGAAAUAAGGUGGGCCAAUAAAGGAAAAAUCGAAAAGCCUCAAUAUACGUUAUUCUACAGCGGAAGCGCAUCUGGUAGGAGAACUGGAUUGUAUGGUACUGGAUUCAUGAUAAACAAAAAGUUAAAAAGCACCGUAAUGGCUUUUGAACCAGUUAAUGUUAGAAUAUCUAUGAUAAGAUUAAAAGGAAAAUUUUGCAACAUCACAAUAGUAACCGCUUACGCCCCGAUCGAAGAUGCAGAUGCUGAAGACAAAGAUAUAUUUUAUGAAAAUCUAAUGGGCAGAGAGCAGCAUGUAGUGAAUAUUGCUGGUAAAUACUCAUUACAUGAAGUAUGCAACAAUAAUGGUCAGCGGUUAUGCCAGUUUGCCGAUGAAAUAUCAAUGAAAAUAAAAAGCACGGCAUUCGAGCGUAAAAAUAUAUACAAAGGCACAUGGAAAGUACCGGGGAGCGGCAUAGUAAAUCAAAUUGAUCAUGUUUUAAUUACAACAAGGAGGGCUUCGUCGAUAAUUGAUGUAAGGUCGUGCAGAGGUGCUAAUUGCGACAGUGACCAUUACCUUGUUAGGGUUACUGUGAGGCAAAGAAUAUCAAAUAUUACAAAGCAGCGAGGUAAGAAAAAGAUAAAGUGGAAUACAGAAAAACUCUUACAGCCCACCGUCAAAGAAAACUAUCAAGAGAAAAUACAGCAUCAUUUGUUCCACAAUGUAAACAGUCAGAACGAAACAAUAGAGAACAUGACAGAAAAUAUCGAAAAAGCCAUAAUAUCAGCUGCAACAGAAAUAGUGGGUAAGGCACCAACACAGCGAAAUAGUGAAUGGUUUGACAGCGAAUGUAAAGAUGCAAUUGAAAUUAAAAAUGAAGAGCGGAAAAAAAUGCUGCAGCGGAAUACAAGAGCAAUCAGAGAAGAAUAUAAACGAAAGAGAGUAAUUGCUAAUAAAAUUUGCAAAAAGAAGAAGAAACAAAUGAUGAAAAGUAAGAAAAUGACGAAUGGAUAUCAGCCAAGACUGAAUAUAUGUAGGGAUAAGCCAGGGAAUAUGUUAUUAGAAGAAAAUAAAAUAAUGUCACGUUGGGUAGAAUACUCGUAUUUUAAAGAGCUAUUAAACGUGCCCCAUGAACAACAACAAAAUGACGAACAAGAGUUGAUGACGGCAGAGCCCCUGGAUAUAUUACCAACAUUUGACGAAAUUAAAACAGCAAUUUUUAAAUUGAAAAAUAAUAAGGCUCCUGGUGAGGAUAACGUAACGGCAGAGCUGUUAAAAAUGGGUGGUGAGGAGCUUCAGAAAAGUAUACAUAGAUUAAUAUGUAACAUUUGGCAACAAGAGACUAUACCUGAAAAGUGGAAUAUGGGUUUGAUUUGUCCCAUACACAAAAAGGUUGACAAAACAGACUGUAAUAAUUAUCGAGGGAUCACGUUAUUAAACUGUAUGUAUAAGGUCCUGUCUAAUGUAAUUUAUGAACGUGUCAAACCAAUGGCUGAGGAGAUAAUAGAUGAAUACCAAUGUGGGUUCAGAGGCAAUAGGUCGACGGUAGACCAAAUAUUUUUACUGAGACAAAAUAUGGAGAAAUGCUACGAGCACAAUGUAGAUCUUCAUUUGCUCUUUAUUGACUAUAAACAAGCUUUUGAUAGUGGUGCAUUUGAAAUUAAAACUGGUGUGAGACAGGGAGAUGCACUAUCUGCACUAAUGUUUAAUCUUCUUCUACAACAUGCUUUAGGAAAACUUUAUACUGAUGGUAACAUUUUUUCAAGAACGUCACAAAUAAUGGCAUAUGCAGAUGAUGUUGUUAUAAUUGGGAGAAGUGUAAGGGCCAUGUGUGAAGCGUUCGUAAAAAUCGAAAAUGAAACAUCAAAAAUCGGUUUAAAAAUAAAUGAGGCAAAAACAAAAUACCUAGAAAUGUCUAGAACACCGAGAAGGCGACAAUUAUAA